AGAGGGGAUAUAACGGUGAGGGAGUGAGGGUGGUGUUGGUAUUGUCAAUUUCUCCCUCUCCCUCUCCCUCUGAAGCAGGCACUGAGUUGAAUCGGUGAGCGAGUCAUGUCAGACGAAGAGCACCACUUCGAAUCAAAAGCCGAUGCAGGAGCCUCCAAAACCUAUCCUCAGCAAGCUGGCACCAUUCGCAAAAACGGUUACAUCGUCAUAAAGGCUCGUCCCUGCAAGGUUGUUGAAGUAUCGACUUCGAAGACUGGGAAGCACGGUCAUGCUAAGUGCCACUUUGUUGGAAUUGAUAUUUUCACUGCCAAGAAGCUUGAAGAUAUUGUUCCCUCUUCCCACAACUGUGAUGUUCCCCACGUGAAUCGUACUGAUUACCAGUUGAUUGAUAUUUCUGAGGAUGGAUUUGUAAGCCUGCUUACUGAAAACGGGAACACCAAGGAUGACCUGAGGCUUCCAACUGACGAGAAUCUGCUUACCCAGAUAAAGGAUGGAUUUGCUGAGGGUAAGGACCUUGUUGUGUCUGUGAUGUCUGCAAUGGGUGAGGAGCAGAUAUGUGCCCUGAAGGAUAUUGGGCCAAAGAACUAGCCUAGCCUCAGUUGCUGACAGAACAGUUUGUUGUUUCUCUUUAAGCAAAUGAUAUUUUUAUAUGAGCUUGUUCUACCCCUGGGUUAUCGACACUAGUCUGACAAAUUGUGUUUAUGGAUGUGACACAAAGUAUUUAACAUUUUUCCCUUUCGAUGUUGUCUUUAGAAUUUCCUAUAAAAUUCGAGGAGUCAAUUAUCUUUGGUAAAAGUGGUUUUUAUUUGUUAUUUUAUCUAAAAGUACUCCUUUUUG
Molecule: messenger RNA, 837 nt
Organism: Abrus precatorius (Indian licorice)
Lineage: Eukaryota; Viridiplantae; Streptophyta; Magnoliopsida; Fabales; Fabaceae
Product: eukaryotic translation initiation factor 5A-2-like
Exons: 5
Coding region: 106-588 (160 amino acids)
Biological process (GO): positive regulation of translational termination; positive regulation of translational elongation
Molecular function (GO): RNA binding; translation elongation factor activity; ribosome binding
Source: RefSeq, a predicted model, not a curated record